Molecule: messenger RNA, 780 nt
Organism: Bactrocera latifrons
Lineage: Eukaryota; Metazoa; Arthropoda; Insecta; Diptera; Tephritidae
Product: prenylated Rab acceptor protein 1
Exons: 4
Coding region: 100-687 (195 amino acids)
Cellular component (GO): Golgi apparatus
Source: RefSeq, a predicted model, not a curated record
UUUUGUAUAACCGACCAUUGACAUCAAACUUGCCGAGAACGUAAAAUUUAUAAUUGUAGUUUUUCUUCAAAUUAAAACGAUUUGUUAUCAACAUACAAAAUGUCGAAAAUAGAGGAAGUAAGAGUUGAAAUUAGUGGCGAAAUGAAAGUUCCCAAUGAGCAACAAAAACUGCAAUUGGAUUUUAGCAGUUUAAGUAACUUUCAAAGAAUUCCAAGUCCCAUGGAUCUCAUACACAUGACAAGGAAAUAUAUACGCCCAUGGUCUGAGUUUAUUAAUACUUCAAAUUUCAAAACAGCAGCGAGUAUGCCACGUUUAACGAACCGAUUUGUGCGCAAUAUAAGUUACUUCCAAAGCAAUUACAUAUUUAUAUUUGUAUUACUGAUGAUAUACUGUCUAAUCACAUCGCCGUUAUUACUACUAAUUUUGGGUGCUGUGGUAUAUGGAUGCCAUAAAAUUAAGAAAGCUCAAAUACCUAUCACUAUUUUUGGACAGCAGCUGGGAACUAAUCAUCAAAUAAUGGUUAUUAAUUUUGCCUCUGUGCCAAUUUUGUACUUGGCAGGUGCGGGUGCCGCAUUGUUUUGGACAUUAGGCGCAUCUUGUUUCGUAAUCUCACUGCACGCUUUAUUCUACAAUAUUGACGCUAUUGUAACUGAAGAAAAUGAAGGAUUUCUUUCAGAGGUUGUGUAAAAAAUAUCACGUGUCACAUAAGGUUCUUUUACAGAAAUUAACCAUAGAGCGUUAAAAAUUAAUAAAUACCAAUUUUUUUAUACUUAAACACAA